AUGAUGAGGGCUUGGGCACUGAGCGUCGUGUCUAUGCUGCUGGCAGCGCCGAGCAAGGCUUUGGAGCUUGAUAUUUCUAGUAAAACAUCCAUCAAGGAUACCGCCAGCACAAUUGCGUACGGCCUCGUUAAAUACUACAAUGGAAAUCUCACAGGUGGCAUCCCGGGUCUCCUACCGGGUCCCUAUUACUGGUGGGAGGCGGGCGGCAUGUUUGGCCAUCUCAUCGAUUAUUGGUACUAUACGGGCGAUUCGACAUACAACGACAUCAUCAUGCAGGGCAUGAUGCACCAGAUUAACGCACCCACGGGCGACUUUCUCCCACGCAACCAGUCCAACGCCAUGGGCAACGAUGACCAGGGUUUCUGGGCGCUGACCACCAUGAUGGCCACCGAGGCCGCGUUCCCGAACCCGCCGUCCGACACCCCGCAGUGGCUCGCCGGCGCGCAGGCCGUCUUCAACGAGUACGUGGUGCGCUGGCAGGAAGAAAAUGGGCUCUGCGGCGGAGGCUUGCGCUGGCAGGUGUACGCCGUGCUGCAAGGCUACGACUACAAGAACAGCAUCGCCAACGGCUGCUUCUUCAACGUCGCGGCGCGCCUCGCCCGCUUCACCGGCAAUGCCACCUACGGCGAAUGGGCGACCAAGAUCUACGAGUGGGAGUCUGGCAUCGGCCUCAUCGGCAAGGACUAUGCCGUAUACGAUGGCUACAACGUCUUCGACGACACAAAGACCUGCGGCAAUCUACACGACAUCCAGUUUAGCUACAACGCGGGAAUUUGGCUCGCCGGCUCCGCGGCCAUGUACGAUUUCACCAAGAACGACACCUGGAAGACGCACGUCGACGGGCUCCUCAACUUCACCACGCGCAUGUUCAUCAAGGACGGUCAUCUGUGGGAACCGCCGUGUGAAACGCAGCCCAAGGGGUGCGAUCAGAACCAGGUUAGCUUCAAAGGGUACGUGAUUCGCUUCCUCGCCUUCACGUCCAAGAUGGCGCCGUGGACGUCCGAUGGCAUCCGGACCAUCUUAAAACAGGCCGCCAAGGACGCCGCUGGCGCCUGCAUCGGCCCGGCCGGCGCCAAUUACAAGGGCAUCGACGGCACCGCCUGCGGCUUUUCUUGGCUCGAGAACGCCAAGUACGACGGCUUGGCCGGCGUGGGGCCCCAGAUGAACGCCCUCGCCGCCGUCUUUUACAACUUGCUCGAAGACGUCAAGCCGCCGGCAACAAGCGAGGAUCGCGGAACGUCCAAGGGGAACCCCAACGCGGGGAGUGGCAUGGCACAGCCAAUGCCAAAGCCGAGGGCCAUUGUCACGGCAGACAGGGCCGGCGCCGCUAUCCUCACCAUGUUAUUUGCUGUGGGGAUUGUAGGUGGCAGUUUUUUUCUUAUGAGCGAUCUUUUUGAUUGA
Akanthomyces muscarius is the source of this 1401-nucleotide messenger RNA. RefSeq lists its product as uncharacterized. The coding region runs from base 1 to 1401 and encodes 466 amino acids. The transcript has 3 exons. Lineage: Eukaryota; Fungi; Ascomycota; Sordariomycetes; Hypocreales; Cordycipitaceae. Gene Ontology annotation, molecular function: mannan endo-1,6-alpha-mannosidase activity. The record is from RefSeq and is a predicted model, not a curated record. Gene Ontology annotation, biological process: fungal-type cell wall biogenesis; carbohydrate catabolic process.